ACGGCGGAUGCGGCUGCGGUGGAGGACGCGAAGAUGGCGCUGCUGGAUGAAGCCAAGACACUGUUGGCCGCGGACGCCGAGGCGGAGCGUGCGGCGGCGGGGGUGCGCGACGCCCUCCACACGCGGUACCCGAUGUGUGCCCGGGAUGUGGGCGAGGCGGUCGAAAAGGACGCGGUCGUCGCCGGAUUGGUUGCGCGGCGCGCGGAGCUGCUGCAGGACCCGGAGGGCGCUGGGGCUGCCAUUGCCGAUGUGGAAGACCUGCUGCGUGGGCGGGGUGUCGAGGUGGAGGCAUUGCGCAAGCGCCGCCAACGGCCGUCCCGGCCACCGUGCCUUCUGGCUUUUGACGACGUGCAGCUUGAGGAGGGCGAUGAACUCGACUAUCGGGUGCGGCGGCAGCGCCAGAGGCGUGCACGGAAGCUGCACAUGGUGGACGUCCCUGAGGAGGCGGUG
This is a messenger RNA of Trypanosoma grayi, 450 nucleotides long. Its product is annotated as calpain-like cysteine peptidase. The record is from RefSeq and is a predicted model, not a curated record. The annotation marks the transcript as partial. The transcript has a single exon. Lineage: Eukaryota; Euglenozoa; Kinetoplastea; Trypanosomatida; Trypanosomatidae.